This is a messenger RNA of Momordica charantia (bitter melon), 1852 nucleotides long. It is a transcript of the gene AIL5, whose product is annotated as AINTEGUMENTA-like 5. Gene Ontology annotation, biological process: regulation of DNA-templated transcription. The record is from RefSeq and is a predicted model, not a curated record. Gene Ontology annotation, molecular function: DNA binding; DNA-binding transcription factor activity. Lineage: Eukaryota; Viridiplantae; Streptophyta; Magnoliopsida; Cucurbitales; Cucurbitaceae.
GAAUUCUGAUCGUAGUUGUAGACUUGAAGGAUCCCAUCCCUUCAUUCAUAAACUUCAAACCCCAAACCCAAACCCUAUUUUCCUCUCUCUCUCUCUCUCUCUCUAAACCCCAACAACAAAUAGUGCAACUCCAAAACUCUCUCCCUUUGCUCUAUUUCCAAAGCCAAAUCUCUCUCUUUCACGCUCACCCACAAACACUGCCCAUAAUUCCCCAAAAACCAUAACUUUUAAACAAAACACAAAACAUGAACAACAACAGCACCAACAACGACAACUCUUGUUCUCAAAAUUGGCUUCCCUUCUCCUCUCUCUCUCACAACAGUAAUCUCUCUCUCUUCCACCACCAUCCCACUGACCUCGAAAUCUUCACCGCCGCCCCCAAGCUCGAGGACUUCCUCCGCCCCUCGCCGCCCUUUCACUUCUCCGCCGCCGCCGCCUUUUCCCAACCGUGCGAUUCUGACCUCAAAACCAUCGCCGCCAGUUUCCUCCGCGGGGACCCUCCCCAACAACAACAUGUACUGCACCAUCCCCACGCGCCGCCCCCGCCUCUGCCCGACGCGCCCCCGCCUCCGCCCAAGAAGGCCGUUGAUUCCUUCGGCCAACGCACCUCCAUCUACCGCGGCGUCACAAGGCAUCGAUGGACUGGUCGAUACGAAGCUCAUUUGUGGGAUAAUAGUUGCAGAAGAGAGGGUCAGAGUAGGAAAGGAAGACAAGUUUAUUUGGGUGGUUAUGACAAGGAAGAAAAAGCAGCCAGAGCUUAUGAUCUCGCCGCUCUCAAGUACUGGGGUCCGACCACCACCACCAACUUUCCGGUGUCGGAUUACGAGAAAGAACUGGAGGAUAUGAAGAACAUGACCAGACAAGAAUUUGUUGCUUCAUUAAGAAGGAAAAGCAGUGGUUUUUCUAGAGGAGCUUCCAUUUACAGAGGUGUAACAAGGCACCACCAACAUGGUAGAUGGCAAGCAAGAAUUGGUAGAGUCGCUGGCAACAAAGAUCUCUAUCUUGGAACAUUCAGCACUCAGGAAGAAGCAGCAGAGGCCUACGAUAUUGCAGCCAUCAAAUUCCGAGGCCUCAAUGCGGUGACCAACUUCGACAUCAGCCGCUACGACGUCAAGAGCAUCGCCAGCAGCAACCUCCCCAUCGGAGGGAUGUCGGGCAGCAAAUCCAAGACAGCCUCCGACUCAGCUGCCUCCGACAGCGGUGGAAGCCGAUCAACCGAAGAACGAGACCACCAUUCCCCGGCGUCCUCCACUGCCACAUUAAGCUUCGCAGUCCCCAUCAAGCAAGACCCAUCCGAUCAAUACUGGUCGGUCCUCGGCUACAGCAUGGGCAGCUUCAGCACCGUCGUCUCCAAACCCGACAGCAUUCCAGUGCCAUCAUCGUCGCCGUUUCAGCAAUCUCCAAACCCCGGACCACACAUGAUGCUCCCCGCCAUCACCAACAUAUCUUCGAACGAGAAUGAGGGCGGGGUUUACGGCGGGGUUUAUGUCCAGCAGCCACAGCCACAGCCGCAGCCGCAGCAGCAACAAUACGCGACACCAAUUGCAUUAAGCAGCGGAAUAAGCUUUGAAAUUGGGCAAUCAAUGAGGGGUUUGGAAGCUCAUUCAAAAGCAAGUCUUUUUCAGACGCCAAUAUUUGGAAUGGAAUGAAUGAAUGAGAUUCUGAAUCAGUAUUUAGUUUGAAACGGCAAAGAUGGGAACUUUAAAUCGUAGAGAAGAGAUGUGUAAGUGGGGACUGACAAAUCAGAUAGUAGCUACCCACCUGACUCUGUACUCUCUAGUAAUCAAACUCUACUGACCCAACUUUUAUUUUUUAGACUCUGCUUUCUAAUUAAUUACGUCCUUUCCUUUUU